Mugil cephalus (flathead mullet) is the source of this 2001-nucleotide messenger RNA. RefSeq names its product general transcription factor IIF, polypeptide 1 (gene gtf2f1). The transcript is spliced from 14 exons. Gene Ontology annotation, molecular function: RNA polymerase II general transcription initiation factor activity; DNA binding; TFIIF-class transcription factor complex binding. Bases 129 to 1721 code for a protein of 530 amino acids. The record is from RefSeq and is a predicted model, not a curated record. Gene Ontology annotation, biological process: transcription initiation at RNA polymerase II promoter; positive regulation of transcription elongation by RNA polymerase II. NCBI's taxonomy places the organism in Eukaryota, Metazoa, Chordata, Actinopteri, Mugiliformes, Mugilidae. Gene Ontology annotation, cellular component: nucleus; transcription factor TFIIF complex.
GAACCAAAGUUUCCUGGCGACCCUUUACACUGACGGAACAAGCAAAGUGGAAGUGCGUUCACCGUGUAUCUACUUAGUCUGGAGCAGUUGUUGAUGUUGUGAGUGGAUCUGGAGAUAGAGCAACAGCCAUGACGUCUCUGGGGGGCAGCAGUUCCUCAACCACAGAGUACACUGUGCGAGUCCCUAAAAACACCAGCAAGAAGUACAACAUAAUGGCAUUCAAUGCGGGGGACAGGGUCAACUGUUCAAGCUGGACGCAGGCUCGCAUGGAAAGGGACAUGAGUGCUCGGCGGAUAUAUGGAGAAGAAGAGUCGCAGGAAGGCGCAGCAGGCAGUGAGUUUGGCAAAAAGCAGCGCGAGGAAGCUCGGAGGAAGAAGUUUGGUAUUGUGACCCGUGAGUUCAAAGUAGAGGAUCAGCCCUGGCUCCUGAAGGUGAACGGCAAGGCUGGCAAGAGGUUCAAAGGUCAAAAGAAAGGCGGUGUUACAGAAAAUGCGUCCUACUACAUCUUCACACAGUGUCCUGACGGAGCCUUCGAGGCCUUUCCUGUUCACGGCUGGUACAACUUCACACCGCUGGCCAAGCACCGGACCCUCACAGCUGAGGAAGCUGAGGAGGAGUGGGGCAGGAGGAACAAGGUGGUGAAUCACUUCAGCAUCAUGCUUCAGAGACGUCUCCGGGAGCAGGAGCGUGGCGAGGAUGAAGAAGACGAGGCGGAAAAGACUGGGAAGAAGAAAAAGAAGGGAGGAGCGCGAGGGGGUGACCUGCGCAUCCACGACUUGGAGGAUGACCUGGAGAUGAGCAGCGACGACAGUGACAGCAGCAUGGGUGAAGGAGGAGAGAGCAAGGCAAAGGCGAAGAAAGAAACGGCGAAAGGAAAGGGAAAGAAAAAGAAGCGAAAGAGCAACGAAAACGAGGCCCUAGAAGACAGCGAUGAUGGCGACUACGAGGGUCUGGAGGUGGAUUAUAUGUCAGAUGACAGCAGCUCAGAAGAAGAGCCAGAAAAGGCAAAACCCGGCAAAAGAGAAGACCUCCCUAAAGGAAUUGACGAAGCAUCUGAAAGCGAGGAAGAGAGCGAGGAGGAGAAACAGGAGGAGGAGGCAAAAGAGGAGGAAGAGGAGGAGGAAGGGAAGAAAACUCCAGUUCAAACGGAAAAGAAGAAGAAGAAAGACAGCAGCGGAGAAUCGGACAGCUCGGAUGACAGCGACAUCGAGGGAGAGACGGCCUCCGCCCUGUUCAUGAAAAAGCGCACACCUCCUAAGCGCGGAGGCCGUGGCUCUGCAGGCAGCUCCAGGACCGGCAGUCGUCCCGGGACACCGUCCAUAGACUCUGCCUCUACCUCCAACACACUUCGCGCCGCUGCCAGCAAGCUAGAGCAAGGUAAGAGACAGACUCCAGGUCCCACCACAGAUUCACCAGCCGCCAAAAGGCUUAAGAUGGAGCCCAGCAGUCAGAGUCCUGUUCCAUCUGGGAAGAGCACGCCCCAGCCCCCAUCGGGCAAAUCCACGCCGAGCUCAAGUGACGUGCAGCUGACGGAGGACGCCGUCCGACGCUACCUGAUCCGCAAACCGAUGACGACCAAAGACUUGCUGAAGAAGUUCCAGACCAAGCGCACAGGUUUGAGCAGCGAGCAGACCGUCAACGUGCUGGCACAGAUCCUCAAGCGCCUGAAUCCAGAGCGCAAGAAUAUAAAUGACAAGAUGCAUUUCUACCUCACCGAGUGACCGGCGGGCAGAGGGGUCGAGCGACGGGUUUAGAGGCAGUGAAGGGGAGCGGAACGCGUUGGUCUAGUCCUGACCCUUAGAGGUUGUGCUUACGCUUAAAAAGCACGGCGUCAGAAGUUGAAGCUGUCUCCAUUUACUGAUAGUAAGCAUUUUGUUUGAGUAUUUUGUAGUUUGGAAUCUCACAUUAAAUAAGAGAGUGUAUGAUUUCUCCUAUAACAGACUUAGAACUGUUUGUUUUCUUUUUAGGUAGAAGCCUUUUGUAAUAAAAUUUGAAGUCUGA